Petromyzon marinus (sea lamprey) is the source of this 2134-nucleotide messenger RNA. The record is from RefSeq and is a predicted model, not a curated record. NCBI's taxonomy places the organism in Eukaryota, Metazoa, Chordata, Hyperoartia, Petromyzontiformes, Petromyzontidae.
GCGUUGACGUCACCGCGAUGUCGGCGCGCAGGAGAAGCCGCGGGACCCCGCGCAGUGCAAAGACGCUGGAGGAGACGGAGGCGACGUGCGGGGUCCAGGAGGAGGAGGCGGCGGAGGGAGGGCCGGGGGCGAAGGAGAGCGGCGCUGCGGCGCAGUGCGGGAGACUCACGGUGGCGGAGUGGCAGCAACGCGGAGACCACGAGGCGGCGUUGUUGCCGCGGCUCUGUCGAGGGGACUUGGCUCAACUCUCAGUGGCCACCAUGACUCAGCGCCGACUCAGCAUCGGGCGACCUGCGCUGUUGUGCAGCCCACACGCGCAGACGGUGUGUGUGGUGUGGCCGGCAAGCGGUGUGCCCACGGGCCGCAUACGGUUGCAGCCUCGCGCCCUCGCCAGCCUGCGCAUCACCCCUGGACAGGAGGUCUGCGUGCAGCCAAUCACGCGGCCCAUGCUGCCCGCCCAGCUCCUGGAACUCGUGACGAGGCACGGCGAGCACCACGCGAAGCUGCCUGCCGACUUGCCCCACUUCAUCAUGCAGCACUUUGAAGGAAAAGUGCUCCUGCCCCGAAACGCGUUGAGCUUCAACUACUUUGGGCGACCUUACGACCUGCAGGUGGUGGCCGUCCGGGGACAAGGUGGUGGCGCGGAGAAGGAUGUUGCCCCGAACUACCCCAGUUGUUUUGAAGCGGAGCCCAGAGGGAGCAAUUCAAGUGGCCGUAGUCCCCCACUGCAACAGGAAGUCCCAGUUACCGGCGUGCCAGGGCCUGUGAACGCGUCUUCGGAAAGAGAAGAAGGGGUCCCUGCUUCAGAUGAAAAUGCGUUUGAAAGAAACAUAUGCGCACGUCUUAUGGACAUGGCAUUGCAAACGUCGCCGGAAACCUCGUGGUCGCCCGACAGCAAAGCAGACGCUGCUCAUCCUCCGCCGGGCUCCGAUGCGUCGCCGCCACCUCGCCAAGACGCCGCUUUGGACGUCGUGAAAACCGCGCCGUGCUUCUGCGUGAAGUUCCAUGUGGGGGAUCUCUUCUGCAUCUCGAAGGGAACGCGUGUCAAGGUGGAGUUGGGCAAUGCGCCAAGCACAACGGUGCCCCAGCAGCAGCAGCGGCCGGUGACGUAUGCGGACAUCGGAGGCUUGGGCCCGCAGCUGCAGGCAAUAAGAGAAGACAUCGAGCUGCCCCUCCUGCAUCCGGAGGUGUUCACGCAGCUGGGCGUGUGUCCGCCCCGCGGGGUCAUCCUGCAUGGCUCCCCUGGGACCGGCAAGACGAUGAUCGCCCGAGCCGUGGCCCACGAGACGCGCGCUCAUUUCUACCUCAUCAAUGGACCCGAAAUCUUCAAUCGGUUUUAUGGAGAGAGCGAGGCCCGACUGAGGAAGGUGUUUCAGGAGGCUUCCAUGAACCCCCCAGCUCUGGUGUUCAUCGACGAGCUCGACGCGCUGUGCCCCGCGCGCGGCGAUGGUGGCGGAGGAGGGGACGACGUGGGGAGACGCGUCGUGGCCACGUUGCUCACCCUCAUGGAUGGACUCGGCUCGGAGCGCAGCCGCGGGCAGCUGCUCGUACUGGCCGCCACCAACCGCCUCCAUGCCAUCGACCCGGCUCUGCGCCGCCCGGGACGCUUCGACCGUGAGCUGGAGGUGCCGCCGCCCGACGCCACGGGCCGCCGGGCCAUCUUGGAACGGCUCCUGGGGCGGCCGGGGCUGCCGCAUGUGGUGACGGGCCCGGAGGUUGCGGCGCUGGCGCGCGCCACUCACGCCUACACCGGCGCCGACCUGACGGCGCUACUCAAGGAAGGAGGUGGGGGCGCAUGCACCAGCACCGUGCGGAGAGAGAGAGCGAGUGUUGGGGCGCACAUUGCCGAGCGUAGGCUCCCCAAAAGGCUAAAAAAACGUCGAGCGGCCGCCAACAAAAAAAGUGCCGUCAACAAAAAAAGUGUCGUCAAAUUUGUAAAGAGAUAAAGAGGGUGCAAAGCGUUUCUUGAAUUGAGCAACGUUGUGAUAAUCAUAAGGGUUUGGCGGGUGGGGGGAAGAGAUGAUGGGAGGGAAUUCCAAGGUGGAGAAGUGCAAGGGAAGAACGGAAUGAGAACUCGCUGUGACCUGCAGUGUGGUGAGUGGGUGAGUGAUUUGCAGUGUUAUUGUGACCCGCA